AUGACUGCUGCUUCGGCGGCGGCGGCGGCGGCAGGUAAGGCGGGCCAGGUGCGGAGGCUCCGGCGUCCCUCGGCGGUCUGCGAGGCGAAGACUCUGAUCAGUGAAGGGGAGGAAGAGGACCUGGGUGAUGAGGAGGAAGAUGAGGCCAAAGGGAUGAAGGCAGCCUUGGCUGACUCCAUGCUGGCCAAGAAGAUGGACGACAAAAGCAGGAAGCCCCUGGUGAAAAGCAUGGCAGACUUGCACAGCGCGGAUCACAGCAAGAGGCUAGAUUGCCGGAAUCGGGUUCCUGUCCGGUAUUGCAAUCUGGGGAGUCGGGAUUCUGUCAGGAACCCGCAUACCUUGGUGGAGGUGACGUCGUUCGCAGCCCUCAACAAAUUCCAGCCUUUUAACGUGGCCAUCUCGAGCAAUGUUCUCCUGCUCGUGGAUUUUCACAGUCAUUUAACAAAAAGCGAAGUGGUGGGAUACUUAGCAGGCCAAUGGAACAUCAACAGCCAAUUGCUGACGGUACUGAGGGCAUUCCCUUGCCGGUCACGACUUGGAGACAAUGAAUUGGCAGCCAUCAUGGAAGAAGAGAUCUGCCAAAACCUUUUCCUGAGAGGUCUGUCGCUGGUGGGCUGGUACCACAGCCACCCAUUCAGCCACCCGCUUCCCUCCUUGCAAGAUAUCGACAUGCAGAUGGAUUACCAGCUGAAGCUCCAGGGAACCAGUAACAGCUUCCAGCCGUGCUUGGCGCUCAUUUGUGGUCCUUACUACCAUGGCAAUCAAGGUGUGGAGUCCAAGAUUUCCCCCUUCUGGGUUAUGCCACCUCCGGAGCAAAGACCUUAUGACUACGGCAUCCCCAUGGAGGUGGAAGUCACUUACAUCCAGGAUGGAUUUUUAACGAACGACAUUCUCCAUGAAAUGAUGCUGCUGGUGGAGUUUUACAAAGGGGCACCUGACAUGGUGAAGUUUCAGGACUCAUGGAGUCAGGAACAGACCUACCUGGACAAACUCAAGGGCUCCUUAGCAUCCAGGAUCCCCAAAGACCAAGGCUUUGGGCAUAUCUUGGAACAAGUCUACGCUGCCCUCCAACACAGCAGCUGACGAAGCCUCCCUUCGAACUCAGGGGACUCAGGCAGAGGUCGCAAACCUGGAUCGAGGCAGGGUUUGAAUCCAGAACCGCAAGCCCCGACGUGCAUCGGGGAAAGGAAAAAAAAAAAGACCGGGUCAAAGUGGAUCCCCUUUUCCCCCCCAAUGUUUGAAGUCAUCCAUUUUGGGGGCUCAAGCCUUUGGCUGGGAAAGCGGGAGAAAGUACCCUCCCACCCCGGAUGUGUUAGCAAGUAGGUCAGUGCGCCCAUUUUACAGAUAGGCAAGUCGUGAGCGUCAGUAACGUAAUUUUUUUUGGGGGGGGGGAGGUCAGCGUGCAGAAAUUUAGUUUGCCAAUAGGACCAUUAGGAACUUACGUUUUCUACAGCAUUUAAGCAGAGAUGUAGCUUGCCUUUGCCAGCUUGCUUGGAAAUACUGUGUUUGGCUAGGAAAAUAUUGUGUCUUUUGAGCAAACGGGCCCAGAGUUGUGGCAACAUGGGCGGCGGAUCCAUUUGAAUAAAUAAAUAAAAUAAAUAAUAAUCUGAAAUAGGACAAGCUGAGGGUGAAGCAAGGGAGGAAGCGACCAAGAUCCUCUUAGAAUGGGUAAUGGAAGAAAAAUUUUUUUUAAAAAAUGUCCAAAAUCCCAUUCUUAAAAGAGGGAAAAAUAUAUAUAUAUAUUGGUACCCAAGUUUGUCCUCUGGUUUGACGGAAGGAAAGGGAGGUUCAUAUCGAAGAGAUGCUGGGUUGAAUCAUUCUUUUCCUGUUUUAAGCUUUCUCUCCCAAAAAGGGGGGUUUUUGCUGCAGAAGGAAGCCCUUCGUAGACCC
This is a messenger RNA of Pseudonaja textilis, 1890 nucleotides long. The record is from RefSeq and is a predicted model, not a curated record. NCBI's taxonomy places the organism in Eukaryota, Metazoa, Chordata, Lepidosauria, Squamata, Elapidae.